Molecule: messenger RNA, 252 nt
Organism: Lathyrus sativus (Indian pea)
Lineage: Eukaryota; Viridiplantae; Streptophyta; Magnoliopsida; Fabales; Fabaceae
Source: the annotation of a GenBank genome assembly
AUGGACAAUAUGGUUGAUUCUCUAAGUAGUGCCUAUGAAGAUUUUGUUGCUGCAGCAACAACUUUUCUUGAAGCCAAAGAAACUUCCGGUGACCUUAAAGACGCAGCAACAGAGACAGCCCUUCGAAACUUUAAGCAAAAGUGGGAAUUGUUUAAAGUAGAAUGUGAUCAAGCCGAGAAGUUUGUGUUUUCUGUGAAAAAAAAGAGAAGAGCAGAGUGUUAUUUACAUAGUCGGACGAAAGUAAAUAUUUAG